Molecule: messenger RNA, 894 nt
Organism: Haemonchus placei
Lineage: Eukaryota; Metazoa; Nematoda; Chromadorea; Rhabditida; Trichostrongylidae
Source: the annotation of a GenBank genome assembly
AUGGCCGAAGAAGAAGGAGAGGCGGCAUCACCGCAAAAAAUGGACUCAGAAGCAAUCAAUCUCAGCGAGUUCCAAGAGAAGGGUCCCUUGGUUAUGCAGGCUAGAAUGAAAGGGCGAAUAAAGCAUGCACUCGACGACGACAAAUCAUUCAGUUUGAAAGAGGUUCAAUUCUAUCCACAGUACAACGAGAUCUGUAUUAUUGGUUCAGAUAUAGAACAGCUGGAAGGCAUGUCACAGCUUUCUAUGCUCUCUGGAGAAAAAUCUGCAGAACUUGCUAAGGGAGCAAGAAAGGGCGCUUAUCCAACAAUGGCAGGAGAGGUGAAAAGGAGGGAAGCGGAAGCAGCUGCCAGAGAGGCCCAACGUGUAAGAGAAAAUGAACGUCGAAUAGCAGAAAGCGCUAUGCGCCGCCGUGCUAGAGAUGCUGCUGCUGUAGCAGCACCCGAAACACCUAGUGAUAAGGGCAGACAUGAGAUUACAAGCCCUGAGAUGCAUUCACAGAAAUCUACCCCAAGGAAAUCAAUGGCCUUAGAGAGGACUCAGCAUAGUCAGAAAAGUGUGUCCAAAAGGUCGAGAAGUAGGCAGCAUGAUGUAAUACAGAAACCCUCUGCUUUACCGAGCCAACAAUCGUACACGCAAGUGGAUGAUCAUAGAAGAGCUCAUGCCCCUGUAGUCAUGAGAAAAAAGCCAUCUAACGAUGGAAGACACCCGGAUGCUCUUGGUGUACGGUCAUAUAAAGCAUCUUUAUCAAGAUCGUCCAAAAACGUAAUGGAAGACAGCCGAUCACAAAAGACAAGCUCCACUGACUCUGAAGGAAGGUCGGGACGUUUGCUUCCUCAAGCUGCUAGACACAAUCAGCAGGAUAGUUACUCAGAUAAGAGGUCACCCCAUCAUUAG